This is a messenger RNA of Ziziphus jujuba (common jujube), 4009 nucleotides long. RefSeq names its product vacuolar protein sorting-associated protein 54, chloroplastic. Bases 424 to 3498 code for a protein of 1024 amino acids. Lineage: Eukaryota; Viridiplantae; Streptophyta; Magnoliopsida; Rosales; Rhamnaceae. Gene Ontology annotation, cellular component: GARP complex. Gene Ontology annotation, biological process: retrograde transport, endosome to Golgi; Golgi to vacuole transport. The record is from RefSeq and is a predicted model, not a curated record. The transcript is spliced from 18 exons. Gene Ontology annotation, molecular function: syntaxin binding.
UUAUGAGAGCGGCCAUAGCCAUUAUGAAAUUUCGUUGCCUCGUCGUUGGUCCUGACUCCUGAGUCGUGAGUCGUGACAACUGCAGGUUUCGUCUCAGUUCAGAUCCAAGUCCCCCUCCGCUGCUGUAUCAGAAUACAUCACCUAUCUAUAUUCCUAAUUUUUUUUUAAAUUUAAUUCCUUAUUAUUCAUCAGAUCCACCAUUUACAUUUUUUUCAUUCUUCGAAUUCCCUCAACUCUCUCUCUCUCUCUCUCUCUCUCUGUGUUUUUCUCUCCCAAGGGUUUAUCCAAACUCUGUCGGAAUCCCACCGGCGAUUUACGCUAUCCUGGUCGACUCUGAAGAAUUCGUUCUUUCUUCUCUCUCUGUUUUCACUAUAUAGAUUAUAGUCAAUAUAUAUAUAUAUAUAUAUAUAUAGAAUUGUAUAUAUGAAUCAGCAUCAACAUGGUUUGAAGAAGAUGGUGAGCAUGGAAUCGUUGCCUUCCCAAUCAGGAAGGUCUUCAAUUCAACCUCCAAGCAGAUCCAAUUCUGAUGCCAAUGCCGCCACCACCAGUAGUAGCAGUAGUCAGAGCCUCUCCUCCAUUCUCAACAAUCCAAAUGCCUCCGAUUCCGCUUCCUGGAUCGGCUGGUGGUCUUCCUCCUCAACCUCCGUCGCCCCUCCCGAAUUCACACCUCUCUCCUCCAAAGCCGUCUCCGACGUAGCCCGAUCCGAUUUCCAGACCUACAUCGCCUCGAUCUCCGAUUCCUACCACCGGUUCGAGGAUAUUCGGAACCAUGCGAGCAAGGAGAGUCUGGAUUUGGACAACAUCGGUGGCCAAGGCGAAGCGCUCGUCGCCUGCUUGAGAGAAGUCCCUGCUUUGUAUUUCAAGGAAGAUUUCGCUUUGGAAGAAGGAGCUACGUUCCGCUCCGUCUGCUCCUUCUCCAAUGUCUCCGAGAAUCUUGUUUUGCAAGAGAAGCUUUCGCAUUACUUGGAUGUGGUGGAGUUGCACUUGGUGAAGGAGAUCUCGCUGCGCUCGAAUUCCUUCUUUGAGGCUCAAGGUCAGCUUCAGGAUUUGAAUGUGAAGAUCGUGGAAGGUUGCAAUCGGAUACGGGAGUUGAAGGAGACGAUAAGGCUCCUGGACGUGGAUUUGGUGGAGUCCGCAUCGCAAAUUCACGAGCUUAAUGCCACCAGGAGCAAUCUCUUGGCUCUUCAGCAGAAACUCAGGCUCAUAUUAUACGUCAACCAAGCUCUUUCUGCUCUUAAAUUGCUUGUUGCAUCUGCUGAUUGUGCUGGAGCUUUGGAUAUUACGGAUGAUUUGCAACAUUUGCUGGAAGGUGAUGAGCUUUCUGGUUUACAUUGUUUUCGCCACCUCCGGGAUCAUGUGGCAGCUGCAAUAGAAUCCAUAAACAGCAUUCUUUCAGCAGAAUUCUUGCGUGCUUCGAUACAUGAUGUGGGCGAUAGAGAUAUUGUAAUUUUGUCCAAGGCUAAAGCAAGAGCAUCUAUUCCCACAAAUGGAAAAGAUAGUGAAGUGAAGUUGGAUGAGGAGGAAACCUCUAAUUUUCGAGAUCGUCUUCUUCCUUUCAUUAUUGGUUUGCUCAGAACAGCUAAACUCCCUGUUGUGCUGAGGUUAUAUCGUGACACACUAACUGCUGAUAUGAAAACUGCUAUCAAGAAUGCUGUUGCUGAGCUACUUCCUCUUCUCGUUUCCCGACCUUUGGAAUCUGAUUUCACCCCCGGAGAGCGAACAGCAGACGCAGAUGGUGCUGGUGCAUCACUUGCAAGCAAGUUGAGGAGCCUAUCAUCUGAAAGCUUUGUUCAACUUUUAAGUGCUAUUUUUAUGAUUGUACGGGCACAUUUAAUGCGGGCUGCUGAAGUGAAAAAAGCUAUUGAGUGGAUUAUGACCAACCUGGAUGGUCACUAUGCUGCUGAUUCUGUUGCUGCUGCAAUAGCCAUUGGUGCUGCAGCUUCAGAAACAGCACAAGACAAUGAUGGUUUAGUUACGCCUUACUCCUCUCAGAGAAGUAUACGCAAGGUCCCUUCAUUUCAUGGAAGAGGAAAUGAUGCUGCAACUCCUUCAAAUAUGUCUACAAAUUUUAGGACUGAUGUCUUGCGAGAAAACACGGAAGCUGUUUUUGCUGCAUGUGAUGCUGCUCAUGGAAGAUGGGCAAAGUUACUCGGGGUGCGUGCUCUACUUCACCCCAAGUUGAGAUUACAGGAAUUUUUAAGUAUAUACAGCAUCACCCAGGACUUUAUAACUGCUACAGAGAAGAUAGGUGGAAGGUUGGGAUAUAGCAUACGGGGAACAUUGCAGUCACAGGCCAAAGCUUUUGUUGAUUCUCAGCAUGAAUCUCGAAUGGCAAAGAUCAGGGCAGUCCUUGACCAAGAAACAUGGGUUGAAGUGGAUGUUCCUGAUGAAUUUCAGGCUAUUGUAACUUCCCUAAUUUGUUCUGAGACAUCGACAUCUGAGAACCCAGAUGAUGCUCAAGGGAAUACGGCAACAAGCUAUGAUGAAGCAAUCACAAAUGAUGAUAGUUCACUUGUUGGGGACAAUGGAUUACCUGAUGCUCAAAAGCAAAUCAAGCGGGUGGAUUCAAGUGAAAUCCCUUCAGAUGUUACUGGAAAUGAUAAAUCAAGACCUGAAAAAAACAAAUCUGAUGUUGUAAAUUCUCUGGCUCAAAAUGAUAACAGCACGAAGGAGCGGGGCAAAUCUACAUCUCAUACCCUUUUGUACAAAGGUGUUGGUUAUCAUAUGGUAAACUGUGGCUUAAUAUUAGUGAAGAUGGUAUCAGAAUAUGUGGAUAUGAACAAUUUUUUGCCAGCAUUGUCAUCAGAAAUUGUUCAUCGUGUUGUAGAGAUAUUAAAAUUUUUCAAUACAAGAACAUGUCAGCUUGUUCUUGGUGCUGGCGCUAUGCAGGUGUCUGGUUUGAAGUCUAUCACUUCUAAGCACUUAGCUCUGGCAAGUCAAGUCAUUAGUUUUAUUUACGCCAUUAUUCCAGAAAUCAGACAAAUUCUUUUCCUCAAAGUGCCAGAUACACGAAAGCCAAUGUUGUUGUCAGAGAUUGAUCGAGUUGCUCAGGAUUAUAAGGUUCAUAGAGAUGAAAUACAUACAAAACUGGUUCAGAUAAUGAGAGAGAGGUUAUUGGUUCAUCUACGUAGCUUGUCACAAAUUGUGGAGGGCUGGAAUAGACCAGAAGAUUCUGACCCACAGCCCAGUCAGUUUGCUCGAUCACUUACAAAGGAAGUUGGUUACUUGCAACGUGUUCUAUCUCGAACUUUGCAUGAGGUAGAUGUUAAAGCAAUUUUUAGGCAAGUGGUUAUAAUUUUCCACUCACAAAUUUCAGAAGCAUUCUCACGGAUAGAGAUAAAUACUCCACAAGCAAAGGAGAGGCUGCAGCGGGAUGUUAAACAAAUUCUUGGAUGCAUUCGAUCAUUACCUACGGAUAAUUUGAGUAGUUCUGAUACUCCAAACUGGGGGCAACUAGAUGAGUUCUUUGUGCAGAGAUUUGGUGCUGAAGCUGGUUAAACAAGUUUUUAUGUGUGACAGUAAUUUGUUCCUUCUUCGGAGAAGACUAGUCAUUUUUGAGGGCAACACUGGGAUAUCACAACCAGAUUUUGGCCUACGCAUUUUCCUUGUACAAUUAAAAUUGAGGUAAAAAAGCUGCGGACAAUUUUUUUUUUCGUUUGUAUUUUGUGGUAUCCAUGAAUGGUAACAAAUGAUUUAAAGAAAAAAGAGAAAAGAAUUGAAACUAUGGAAUAUAUUAGUGUAGUCAGAUUCUCCUCGGUAUUGUGGUUUCCCAACUUAUGAGAGGUUUGUGUUUUGGCUGAAUAUUAUAACACCUGUCCCUGCACUGUAGUAUCAAAUGCUACAGGUAUGGAAACUAAUUGCUAGGUCUUCUUUUUCCAUUUUCUUCAGCCAUCACAAAUGUACUAAAGUUAUUUUUGAGAAAAAAAAAAAAACUGUUCUUUUAUUUCCAUGCAUAUGCUGUAAUUUAUUUUACAUGGUCAAUGUUAAUGAAAGUUUUAUUUUUUAUUUA